UCUGCUUCCCAUUCCUUCUAUUGCAGACGCAACAUGGCGGACUAGAAGAGGCGGCGACUCCCCUGGAUGCAAGGAAUAAACUGGGAUUCACGUCCCCCUAUGCCUCGAGGAAGACGGAGAGAUACAAAUGUGUUAUAGAGACCUUCGGUAACAUUGAGGAAUGUUUGGGACCGUUCUAGUCACUCGUUAGGAUAAACAGACGUGCGAUCUUUUGGCCCCAAAUUGCCUGUCCCAGAUCGUUCCUAUCACUGACACAGCCCCCCCACACACACUUGGAUACUGGAGUGUGGAGACGGGCCGGGGUUGAGAACGUGUGAAAAGGAAGAAAGGAAUUUCACUACUGUAGAUAUUCAGGAUUGUAUUACACCAAACGGGCGUCGGGGACCAUACUGUGCGAAUGAGUGAUUGAUGCCAACUUCGCUUCUUAAGGGCAGUAUGGGUGUGUCUCCCCUGCUCCUGUUGCUCAGUGUGGCCCUCAGGGUCUCCGUCUCGGACCAGGGACCACCUCUCACCCCCACAGGAGGUCCAGUCCCCACUGCCAAAUCCAAGGACCCUCCCUCCACCACCCUCCCCAAUGUUCCCUUGACAACAACCAUCACCCCCCCUCCUCCCCCUCCAACAACCACAGCCCUGAAGGUUGCCACGACGACAAUGACAACUACCACAACCGUGGAUGGUGUCAUAUUGACUGCAGGCCCCAGUGGUGCCACCCCUGCGCCCGUCCCCCCUCCACCAACCUCUGGCCCAACCGAAGCCCCCCAAAUCCAUACAGGGGUGAACUCCACCCCGCAGCCACCCCCUGCUCCCACCACAAUCAGUCAGGGAGGGGGUGGGGAGAAUGGGACCUCUGUUCCAGAGACUCAGUCACCAGACACUGCCACCAACACAGACACAAAACCAACGGUGGAAGCCACGUCGGCCACUAGCGGGGCUACUGUUCCAGGUGGUGGAGAAGAAGACACCGAUGACACGCCCAUCAUUGCGGUGAUGGUGGCUCUGUCGUCCCUGCUCGUCAUUGUCUUCAUCAUCAUCAUCCUCUACAUGCUCAGGUUUAAGAAGUACAAGCAGGCCGGCAGCCAUUCUAACUCCUUCAGGCUGACCAACGGUAGAUCAGAUGAUACAGAGCUCCAGAGUGUGCCACUAUUGGCCCGUUCACCCAGCACCAACAGGAAGUACCCUCCCCUUGUUGUCGACAAGCUGGAGGAGGAGAUGAAUCGUCGCAUGGCUGACGACAACAAGCUCUUCCGGGAGGAGUUCAACGCGCUGCCGGUGUGUCCCAUUCAGGCGUCGUGCGACACGGCCUCUAAAGAGGAGAACAAGGACAAAAACCGAUACGUCAACAUCCUGCCAUAUGAUCACUCCAGGGUGCAUUUGUCAUCACUAGAGGGAGUUCCAGACUCCGACUUCAUCAACGCAUCCUUCAUCAACGGGUACCAAGAGAAGAACAAGUUCAUUGCAGCUCAAGGGCCAAAGGAGGAGACGGUGAACGACUUCUGGAGAAUGAUCUGGGAACAGAACACAGCCACCAUCGUCAUGGUGACCAACCUGAAGGAAAGAAAAGAGAAAUCCAUACAGCGGCAAUCUCUCUGUGUGUCUCAGUGUAAGUGUGCCCAGUACUGGCCAGACCAGGGCUGCUGGACCUACGGCAACAUCCGGGUCUCUGUGGAGGACAUGAUGGUGCUGGUGGAUUACACCAUCCGCAAGUUCUGCAUCCAACAGGUGGGGGAUGUGGGGGGUAAGAAGCCUCAGCGGCUGGUGACCCAGUUCCACUUCACCAGCUGGCCAGACUUUGGCGUCCCCUUCACGCCCAUCGGCAUGCUCAAGUUCCUCAAGAAGGUCAAGACCUGCAACCCCCAGUACGCUGGCCCCAUCGUGGUCCACUGCAGUGCGGGGGUGGGGAGGACCGGUACCUUCAUAGUGAUAGAUGCUAUGUUGGACAUGAUGAACACCGAGAGAAAGGUGGACGUCUUUGGCUUUGUCACACGUAUCAGAGCCCAGCGCUGCCAAAUGGUCCAGACAGACAUGCAAUACGUGUUCAUCUUCCAGGCCAUGCUGGAGCAUUAUCUGUAUGGGGACACCGAGCUGGAGGUGACCUCCCUGGAGUCCCACCUGGCCAAGCUCUACGCCCCCUCCGCCGCCGGCUGUGGGGGCAUGGAAGCGGAGUUCAAGAAGCUGACUUCCAUCAAGAUCCAGAACGACAAGAUGAGAACAGGCAACCUGCCAGCUAACAUGAAGAAGAACCGAGUUCUCCAGAUCAUCCCAUAUGAGUUCAACAGAGUGAUCAUCCCAGUCAAGAGAGGGGAGGAGAACACGGACUAUGUCAACGCCUCCUUCAUUGACGGGUACCGUCAGAAGGACUCGUACAUGGCCAGCCAGGGUCCGCUGCAGCACACCAUCGAAGACUUCUGGAGGAUGAUCUGGGAGUGGAGGAGCUGCUCCAUAGUCAUGCUCACUGAGCUGGAGGAGAGAGGACAGGAGAAGUGUGCCCAGUACUGGCCCAGUGAUGGGGUGAUAGUGUGUGGGGACAUCUCCAUCGAGCUGAAGAAGGAGGAGGAGAGUGAGAGCUACACUGUUAGAGACCUCCUGGUCACCAACAACAGGGAGACCAAGGCUCGUACGGUGAGACAGUUUCAUUUCCAUGGCUGGCCAGAAGUGGGCAUUCCCAGUGACGGGAAGGGAAUGAUCAACAUCAUUGCUGCGGUCCAGAAGCAGCAGCAACAAUCUGGCAACCACCCAAUCACUGUCCACUGCAGUGCGGGCGCGGGGCGGACGGGGACCUUCUGUGCCCUGAGCACGGUCCUGGAGCGGGUGAAAGCUGAGGCCAUCUUGGACGUCUUCCAGACCGUCAAGAGCCUUCGGCUGCAGAGACCCCACAUGGUGCAGACACUGGAGCAGUACGAGUUCUGCUACAAAGUGGUCCAGGAGUAUAUUGAUGCCUUUUCUGACUAUGCCAACUUCAAGUAGGGACAGACCCCCACAAGGGACGGACAUCCAUAUACAGUCAUAAAAACAAAGCAAACACACGUGUACCCGACGGAAGCAAAGAAACUGGUCACGGCUUAGAUGACUGGACAGCCUCUGUGCUAGAAGGAAAACUGAAGGGAAGUCUUGUGACAGAGCAAGUGCAGCGCUGCAGUGUACUGGAGGGAGGGAGGGAAUAUCAGAGAUGCCUUCUUGAAUAUUUUGUAAUAUUGAUCUUGUUAAUACGGCCCCCUUGUCCCAAUCUUUCCCCAUCCAGACAUCCCCCAAUCAUGUACAUAUACUUAGCCUGUCACAUUUUGGUGUUUUGUUUUUAAGACCUUUUUUGCUGCAAUUUUAGGGUGAAGUUAUAAUGUAUUUUAUUGGUUUAUAUAAAUAUAUAUGAAUAUAAAUUGGACACUUGAGGCUAAUGUCAAAAAUUGCGAAUUGAGGGAAUGAUGUUGGUGUUUUUUUUAUUUCUCUUGUCUUUUGUUUUUUAUGGUUCAGUGACUGAGACUUACGUGGUUGAUGGCUUCAUCUGAUUCAGGCUGCAGCUUAAAGCUGAUAGGUCGACUUCAGAGGAAUUGAUUUACACAGCCAAUCAGAAUUCUUCUGUUCACACGAACGCACACACGCUACAGCUGGCCAGAAGCACAUCCAGAAUUGGUCAUGAUGGCUUUGCUAAUCACAUGGUCCAAACUCUUUCGACUAGUUUUCCGUUGAGUUCACACAGAGGUCAAUGAAUCAUGGCAGGACUAAGGGCGUAGCUAGCCACAUGUCUCCAAUACAUUGUGGCUUUGCUGUGUUUGUGUUCAAGGACCUAGGAAACGCUGUCAUAUAGGUGGUCUUAUACAUGCUGGGCUUCAGUGGAUUAUAUGUGUGUAGAAAGUUUAGGGAAGUUGAAGUUUCCCAUACUGAAAAGAUAUCAAACGUCAAAUAUAUUGAAAUGUAAGGAGCGUGUUGAAGAUUUGGCCAGCAAUGCAUUCAAAAUAGCCUUUGCAUAAUAAUGAUGAGUAUGAGGUUGAUAUGUUGCCACAAUAUAAUGAUUCAUUCAGAAUGACCCUGUAUAAAACUGUCGAUUUUGGAUGUAUGUCCAUAUAUCUCAACAUAUAGUAACCAUGCAAUUACUGUGCAUUUCCUAUCUUUGUUGCAUCAUGGAAAUGAACCAAUUCUUAUGUAUGUUUUCAUAUUUAAUUGCUUACAGUUGGAAUGGGGGAAAACAUGUCCUAUCUCUUAUUUACGCGUCAUUCCAUUUACUUGUUUGUAAUCUAUUGGGUAUAUUUCUUUUCGGUAUAGGUUGGUUGAGAAGAUGGCGUCAAAAUGUGAAGACCCCCUCUGUUUUUCAACUGGGGCCUGUUCAGGGUGAUGAAACAUUACAGAAAUGUAUUGUGUAGAACAUAUAUGGUUGUCAUAUAGAAUAGAAAUUGUCAGCUCUUCAUUAUAUUUCUAUCUGCACCAUUUUUAGAACGUCUAUCUGUUAGUGUUUUAUUGAAAUAGAAUUCAACGCCAAUGAAAUAGAAUUCAACUCCGAUGUCACAUACUGAGAAUUUGUUAUACUUUAAUGCUGUUGCUUUGAUACUCCCACCUUUUUUUUCUUCAGAAUGGCUGCCUAAUAAGGACAGCUUGGCUUGAAACACACGCUAUGGGUUUGUGGAUGAGGCCACCCUCGGGCGUACCUCAGUCUUUAGUUUUGUUUUUUUUUGUAAUGAAAGAUAAAUGAUGUCAGUUAGCUAGCAACAAGGUUGAGGUCAAUUCCAUCUCUGCUUGGUCAACUCAGGAAAUGAUUUAUAGUUGUCGGUGGGGGGGGUUCCUGUACGGGUUCUUUCAAUGUAUAUACAGUUCAUUUCAGUUUGUCUACUUAGUUGGUUGAGUGCAAAUGGAAUUGACCCCGCCCCUGGUCUGUUAGCCAAUCACAGCUACUAAUUGCCCUCAAAGGAUUGUAAUUGUAACCCACUCCGCCACAAACCCAACCACCCCACCUCACAUGAUAUCUGCAAGGUUUGAGUGUAUGAGGGGUAACUGACAUGAGGUUUUAGCUCUCAAUUGUGAUCAGGGAUUAUUGGUCAAUUAUAAGAGCUGCCAUUUUGAUCCCAGUUUCUUCAUUGGUAUGUGGAGUUGACAGCACAGGAGGCUGCUGAUGGGAGGACGGCUCAUAAUAAUGGCCGGAAUGGCGCAAAUGGAAUGACAUCAAACACCUGGAAACCAUGUAUUUGAUACCAUUCCCCCAAUUCCGCUCCAGCCAUUCCCACGAGCCCGUCCUCCCCAAUUUAGGUGCCACCAACCUCCUGUGGUUGAUGGGUAUGCUAGAGAGCCAUGCAGAUAUGCCAAGCCUAGUUGAUGCCAAACGCAUUCUCUUAUACACAGAUGGCCCUAUUUGUACGGUCAUAAAGAUUCAGCGUUGUUUUGUCAUUAGGACAUAAGGAAAGCCCACAGUCUGUAGAAAAAUACCUGCACAACUCCUACUGUUCAGGAGUUGGAAUGGAUUGGUUUAGCUUCUCCCUUUUCUAUAUUUUUAUAGGUCGAAAGGAAAGAGCACAAUCCAACUCUGUCGUGAUUGAAUCAUAUGGGAUCAGGAAAUUAGAAAUAGUCUCUGAAACUCCACAAAAGAAAGCACCAGUAUUGACAAAUUGUUGUUAUUGUUGAAUGUUCAAAUGCUUGAACAAUUGGCGCCAAAAUAAAAAUCAGAACCGGUGAUGCAAAGGCCAGAUGGGUAACAUGACCCUGAGAUAGUAAAUUACUUGACAACUAGGGUUGCAAAAUAUAUAUAUAUUUUUUAAUCAUGGUUGAAGAAUUCUAGGUGGGAGGAUUCCCUCGCAGCUUAUUCCCUUCUGAUUACAGGAUUUCUGGAAAAAAAACAGAUUUUUUAAAUAUUUUGCAACCCUUAUGUCAGCAUUUAAGAGGGCUUUUUAAAGACUCUGGUUAGGGCCUCUAGUUCUGACUUUUUCUAUUAGGUUAAACCACAGGACAUAGAUAGCUAGGUAGAGAUUUUCAAACCGGAUGUCUCACUUAGACCAGUCACUUAAAAAAAUACUGUCAACGUCAUUUCAGACCAUGUUUCAUUCCAAAGCAUCUCAAAUGCCCAUGUGUUACAAUUGGUGCCAUUUUAUUUUCCUUCCUGGAUGUUUGGUUGUGUUGGAUCUUUGUAAUCGUCAGGGUGGGCGUUUGCUAGAAGGUUUGCUGAAUGUAAUCACCUGUCACCAACAACACUGUGCCAACCACCAACACUAGAGGCUUUACUCUGGAAAGUGCCGCACAGGUUGAUUUAUAUGGAAAAUAUGUUCCCUGCGCCUCUCCCUCUGUGAGUUGAUUGAGUGUAGGUGUAUAGACUCUUGGUAAACCAGUAUCAUUCUACAGAUUAGUACAUCUAUUUGGCCCCUUCCCACUACUAUUUUUGAGCCAUUGUAGAUAACUUUAUCGAGAAAGCACCUCUAUAGAAAGCCCUGAAACCGUAACUGACGCUUGGCUUUGUAACACUGAGACCAAGAUCAGGGCCUUUUAUUAUCCUGUUCAAGUUCAUGAUCCACCAGCCUCCUUUCCAUUUCAUGCUGUAACGCCAGGUUCCAUUCCAAUCAAUCUCCAUUGCUUUGUUUUGAACCAGCUUUGUCUUGGCUCCAUGUCUUCCUUCUAUUCCACUGAAGUGCUGGACCCUUGACUAUUCCUUCAUUAUGUCCCCUAGUCAGGUCCUCUACCUAACCUUCACCCACUGUAGUGGGUAAAAUACAUUGCCCUGAGUUAUUCCAACCACAAAUCACAAUGACAUUGUUUACUGGUUAUUACAGAGGACAGCCAGGUGCAUCCGGGCCCUUGUUCCACACCCCUGCUGGCUGCCGAUAGAAAUGUGAUGCAACACCCCAGUAAUGUAAUGUCCCUGUCUGAGCAACAGGGCACACCUUUCUUCAGAGAUGGAAAAAGCGAGCGAGACAGACUGGAGGAGUGGGGCUUCUUAGGGUUCAACCAGUCUCUCUGUCUCUCCCACCUCUAAGCCUGUCUCUCCCACCUCUAAACCUGUCUCUCCCACCUCUAAACCUGUCUCUCCCACCUCUAAACCUGUCUCUCCCAGCCUUAAACCAGUCUCUCUUGCCCACCCCUAAAACUCUUUCACCCCUAAACCUGUCUCUCUAGCGACCCCACCUCUUAAACCGUUCUCUCUCUGGCGACCCCACCUCUUAAACCUGUCUCUCUCUGGCGACCCCACCUCUUAAACCUGUCUUUCUCUGGCGACCCCACCUCUUAAACCUGUCUCUCUCUGGCGACCCCACCUCUUAAACCUGUCUCUCUCCUCCUGAUCCUGUUUAGCUGUCCCUUGGAUGUCUGUCUCUCGGUCUGUCUGUCUCUGUCUCUCUCUCUCUGUCGGUCUGUCUCUCUUCUCUCUCUCCUUUCUUUUUUUUCUUUCUUUCCUUCACUUAACUCAUAUUUCCUUCCUCUCUUGUUCAAUUUUCCCCUUGGGCUGGUUUUGUCUCAUCGAUAACCGGUCACUGCCCCACUCCCUUCUGUACAUAAUGUAUGGUUAUUUAUAUUUAAUUCCUGUCUACUGCCUUGCUUUUUUUCUUUGCUUUUUUAAAGAAAAUGUACAUGAGUUGUACUGGGACAAUUUAGAAAUGUAUUAGAUAUUUUGUUUUUCUUGCAAUUUUUUGAUUUGUUAUUAUUAUUGUCUUAAGAAAAUCCUAUUUUUUAUUUGCAUCUUUUGUUUUCUAGUGUUUUAUUAAAAUGUUGAAUAUAUGUAUAUAUAAUUAUAUAUAUGAUAAAAUGGUAUAUAAUUAUAUAAUGCCAAAUGGCCUUUCUAAGCAAGAUAUUGUUUAAACCUAAUAAAAUGCUUGAGAUUU
This is a messenger RNA of Salvelinus fontinalis (brook trout), 7781 nucleotides long. RefSeq names its product receptor-type tyrosine-protein phosphatase alpha-like. Gene Ontology annotation, molecular function: protein tyrosine phosphatase activity. The transcript has 23 exons. The record is from RefSeq and is a predicted model, not a curated record. Gene Ontology annotation, biological process: protein dephosphorylation. The coding region runs from base 409 to 2964 and encodes 851 amino acids. NCBI's taxonomy places the organism in Eukaryota, Metazoa, Chordata, Actinopteri, Salmoniformes, Salmonidae.